Molecule: messenger RNA, 3756 nt
Organism: Homarus americanus (American lobster)
Lineage: Eukaryota; Metazoa; Arthropoda; Malacostraca; Decapoda; Nephropidae
Product: putative mediator of RNA polymerase II transcription subunit 26
Exons: 24
Coding region: 1-3756 (1251 amino acids)
Biological process (GO): protein desumoylation
Cellular component (GO): cytoplasm; nucleus
Molecular function (GO): SUMO-specific endopeptidase activity
Source: RefSeq, a predicted model, not a curated record
AUGGAUUUCGUGCAUAUGGGGAAGAUUGAAAUGCUAUGGAGUGGUAUUUUGGUAGAACAAGGAACAUAUUCAAUUACUAUCCCCUCAGGAGGUCAACAACCACAGCCACAGAGUCAACAACAGGUCAUUUACACACAGCCACAACAGACUGUGUACACUGCACCACAGCCAGUACAACAGAGGGUAGUGUACUCCCCACAGCAGCAGCACCAACAGGUGUUUCAAGUUGGUCCCCCUCACCCUCAGCAGGUUGUGUUUGCAGGAAGUACGGCUGUGAAGCAACAGCCAGCACAGGCACAGCAUCCACAGCAAAUUCUGUUACAUCAACAGUUAACGCAACAACAAUUAUUACAACAACAGCCGCAGCAGUUUGUGUCAACACCAAACCAAAGACUGCAGCAACAACAACAACAAAGUCAGCAGCAGGUACAGCAGUUGCCCUUGCAACAGCAUCAACAACCACAACAGCUCAUUCAACAAGGACCUGCUCAGCUUCAGCAACAUCUUGUACUACAACAGCAGCAGCUUGUGUCACAACAGCCUCAGCUUCAACAACAGCAGUUACUCCAAGCUGGGCAGCAGUCAUCUCAACAGAUCACAUUCAUAGAACAUAGACUUGAAGAUGAAAAGGGUUGUAUGCACAUAGUACGAACCCCAAUUAGUGUCAGUAAUGUGCGUACCAAGUCCCCAGUACAGGUGGGUGGACAGACAGCAUUGACUCAAUCCACACCUCUGUUACCAACACACCCGUCUUCGCACCACGCAUCUGCAGUGCUAGGUGGACCAGGGUUACGUGCAGCCACUCCUCAACCUGCAACAUCCGUAGCCGUAGCUUCAACUAGGACUCAGGGUCCCAGACUACAGCGAAACAGUCCUUUACAAAGAUAUCCCACUCCUGUCCUGCAGCAGCAACAGCAACAGGAUGAACAACAAGCUUCUUACCAAGAUCAGUUUUUAAAGCAGAUUGAAAACAGAAUACAAACUCAGCAGAAGACUAGUGGCAGAGCCAAGGUAAACAAUCCCAAUACUACACAGCAACGUAGGAUGCUCUCGCAGCAACUGGGGAACCAACAACAAAAGCAACAGGUGGCAGGAGUACAUGUAAGCCAGUCAUUAAUAUCUGGUGUCACAAAUUUCCAAAGUACAGCAGCUUCUUCCCAGCCACAACAACAAGAACAUCAACAACAGAAACAGACAACAAUACAGAACACAUCACCAACCAAAAAGUUAUCUUUAAAGCAGUACCGUAAGCGGGUGUCCGAGGACCUAAAGCAACAGCAACAGCAACAGAAAUUGGUGGCACAGAUCCAGGCAAGGGCCCCCAAUGAAGAAGUCAGAAUACCUCUGGCAGUAAACAACCAGUUGAAACAGCAAUAUCUGUAUGUGCAGCAGUCUAAUGGAAAGAAGGUGUUAGCGGUGGUUCCUCUCAGUCAGACUGUAACGACAGCAGUUUCCCAACAGGCUCCUACUUCUACUUUAACUACCUCAGUGACAUUUCGUGGUAACUUAAAGUGUUUCUCUAGCAGGACCCCACAGUUCAUCACUUCGUCUGCAGGCAGCAAUCCAGUGUUUACAGUAAAGCAUGAAGAUGAAGUCUUAAUGUCAGGAAUACCACCAGGAUCCAAGUUACAAUCUCCCUCCUCGUCCUCCACAUCCUCCUUGUCAUCCACAUCUAUAGCUGUUUCUUCAUCUGGCAUUGCUUCCACAAACUCAUCGACGUCUCCUCCAAUUCAAGAACAAACUGUCCAUUCGACAAUAUCUUCAGAACAAACAGACAAGGGUCCAGCGGAUAAACCGCGAUUUAUAGCUGGACGUAUAGCUGUGUGCACGAACUGUGGUAUUUUAAGUGAAGACCUAAAUCGCUGCCAAAGGUGUAAUCGUAGGUUACCAGACCACGUGCGGACUGUUUCCUCGACCACCACCACCACUACUUCCACCAAGACUUCCACUUGUGAUUCAGUGGCUAUUUCUAACAGGGGGAUUUCACUUUCAUCGCACUUUACUAAACAGGAAUUCUAUGGAAAGACAGGAGGUGGGGCAAGGAAAGGAGUUGAAAAAAAAUCUGCUUCGCCGUCUGCCCAGAAGUCAAAAGGAAGAGGGCGGGGGAGAGGCAAAACCUACGAGGAGCCAGUGAUCCUGACUCUCUCAUCUGAUGAGGAGGAAGAUGAUAAAAAGUCUGGAGUAGGGUCUGCAGCCACUGGAGGUUCAUCUAAUUCCCCUCCAGAAGGGUUCCAACUAGGCCCACCAGAGCCCAUCAGUCAUAAGGAGCCCAUCAUAACAGCUGAUAUGGAAAACUUUGAUGAUGUUGAGGAGGCAGAUACUGGUGGUGCAGUUACUGGUGGAGGUCUACCUGACCUUCAGAGCUUAUUAGAUGGGACUUUGAAAGGUCCCUACACAUCACUGCAGUGCCGAAGCAUCAGAGUGGGCUCAUACAAAGUCAUGCCCAAGGACAGAGUUCUUAUUGUGCCACAAGGUCUCCGGUUAAAGAUCCCUCCCAUCACAGAAGAUUCUAGUGACUCGGUGACAUUUGACAUUCCAAUCAAGAGUAUUAUAAAGAUUCUUGCCCAUUUUGGGCGGUCACUGCCGGUUCUCUUUAUUUACAUUAAGCCAUCAACAGCUGCUAGUAUAAGAAGAUUACUUAAGAUGACAGACAAAACUGGACACUAUUUUGACCCUUGUAGCUAUGAUGAAUCACAGAAACGUAUCACAAUCCUUCCAGAUAGACUGACGGAAGAAAACAAAAACUUGGUCAAGGAAAUUUUAAGUCCCACAAAUUUACAAACAAGCAAUGUCUGCACCACUUCAGCAUAUGUAGGAGCACUUGCUACAACAGUCACAAAUCACUCGUUCUUUCUUCUUAAUGUACCACACCGUGGAUUUGUUCACACCAAAAAACUGGUACAAAGCUUAGUUAAAAAGCCAGUUGCAGCACCCACCACAAAUGAAUCUAAAAUGUUGUUGAUAUACCCACCACCGCCACAGAAAGGAGGAAUCUCCAUUUCCACGGAUGACUAUUGCUGCCUGGAGGAAGAACAGUUUCUCAACGAUGUUAUUAUCGACUUUUACCUCAAGUGGCUACUACAGAGCAAGUUAUCAGAUGUACACCGCGUGCAUACACACGUGUUUUCUACAUUCUUCUACAAACGUCUAACAUCCAAGCCCAAGAAACGAAGACUCAAUGCACCAGAGGAUGACCCCAAGCUUACUGCUGCUGAGAAGAGACACACUCGGGUUAAAUCCUGGACAAAAAAUGUGGAUAUCUUCUCAAAGGACUUUAUCAUUAUACCCAUUAAUGAACAUGCACAUUGGUUUCUUGCCAUUAUAUGCUUUCCUGGCUUAGAUGGUCCUGUGCGGAUGUCGGACGGUCAGCCAGUUCCUCUUCCUGUUCCAGAUAAAUCCAAGAGACGUAGAUCCACCAGACCAAAAAACAGGAUAGAAGUGAGGGAAUCACAGCAAAUCAAUGACGAUGGCAGAGAAAUUAACACCAGAAAAAAGAAUCGGUUUAAUAUUCGUAUUCCUGUUAUUGAUGAUGGGGAGUGGAGUGACCGAGAUGAAGCCGAGGGGGACGAAGAUGAACUGGAGGAGGAUGAAGAGGAGGAUGAGGAAACUCCCCCCAAUAAGAAAAGUAAAGUUGAGGAGCCAGGCCCUGGGGAGACCCAGACUAUCAAAACUGAGACUCCAUCAACCAUCAAACAUAACAUCCUUAUUGAUGUAACACAAGCUGUUGGUGAAGGUUUCUUGAUAGUCACAUCUUGA